CGUAACCAUUUUCGCGAUUUAUCAAGGCGGAUACACAACACGACAUUCUGAAGUUAGUUUUUCGGAAUACUUAUAAGUCGUACGAUCUCAUCUGAGAGAAAACAACGUACUCUUAUGUUGCUGACAAUUAUUAAUUAUAUUUUAAUUAUUAAUUAAAAUGUCAGAGGUUAAUGGAUUAAACGAAAUAAUUCAUAUCAAUCCGUCACAAAGAAUAUCGCAGAAAACGUCGAAACUUGGCUUGUAUCUUAUCGGGAUAACAGGAGGCAUUGCAACAGCUAUCAGUGUAAUAUGUAUUCCAUUUGUGAGCCCUGCGUUUCGCAAAGUAUGUUUACCUUAUGUACCAGCAACAUCUCAGCAAGUAAAAAAUGUGUUGCAAGCUUUAGAAGGACGUACCGGUUCUUUGAUUGAUCUUGGAAGUGGAGAUGGACGUAUAGUUUUUGCAACAGCAAAAGCAGGAUUUAAAGCCCAUGGGAUUGAAUUAAAUCCUUGGUUAGUAUGGUACUCCAGAUUGAAAGCUUUAAUUAAUAAAUCGUCAUCACAAACCAAAUUUAUAAAACAGAAUUUAUGGAAGCAUAACUUAGAAAAUUAUAACAAUAUCGUCGUAUUUGGUGUUGAUCAAAUGAUGAAUGAUAUUGAAGCAAAAUUUAUUAAAGAGUUACAAGAAGAUUCUAUCAUAAUUGCUUGUAGAUUUCCACUCCCUACUAUAAGUGAAAUAAAAACAAUUGGUGAAGGUGUUGAUACUGUUUGGGUAUAUAAAAUUUCAAAAAGUUUAAAAUAGUAUAAUUAGAUAUAAAUUGAAAUAUUUAUAAAUGUUGUAAAUAUUAUAUAAUUAUAAAUAAAUUAUUCUUUAUAAAUCAU
Frieseomelitta varia is the source of this 858-nucleotide messenger RNA. Its product is annotated as ATP synthase subunit C lysine N-methyltransferase. Gene Ontology annotation, molecular function: protein-lysine N-methyltransferase activity. Gene Ontology annotation, biological process: regulation of mitochondrial ATP synthesis coupled proton transport; peptidyl-lysine trimethylation; positive regulation of proton-transporting ATP synthase activity, rotational mechanism. Bases 158 to 778 code for a protein of 206 amino acids. The transcript is spliced from 5 exons. Gene Ontology annotation, cellular component: mitochondrion. The record is from RefSeq and is a predicted model, not a curated record. Lineage: Eukaryota; Metazoa; Arthropoda; Insecta; Hymenoptera; Apidae.